Messenger RNA from Coccidioides posadasii C735 delta SOWgp, 966 nucleotides. It is a transcript of the gene PRE7, whose product is annotated as Proteasome subunit beta type-6. Gene Ontology annotation, cellular component: proteasome core complex. The record is from RefSeq and is a predicted model, not a curated record. NCBI's taxonomy places the organism in Eukaryota, Fungi, Ascomycota, Eurotiomycetes, Onygenales, Onygenaceae.
GCCACUGUUCCCAACUUUUAUCAACCCACCGUAUUCUGCUCAAAUACAUCUAUUCCUCCCUUCUGAAUCCUCCAGAUAACCCCCAUUAGCACCGUCGUCCAAGGCAAACCGAAGUCGUUACUUCACGAUGACUACCUUCUUGGAAACGUCGCGACCCUCAGAAGCCAUUGGCUAUUCAUUUUCGAAGGAGUCUGGAUCCAACAAACAGCAUGGCUUUUACCCAUACACCGACAACGGUGGCUCCACGUUGGGAAUAACGGGGCCAGAUUUCGCGAUCCUAGCUGGCGACACUAGAUCAGUUUCCGGAUACAAUAUCAAUACGCGGUUCGCUCCAAAGAUAUUCAAGAUUGGUGCGGAUGAGACAGGCGAAGGGGGCCAUAUCAUCCUCUCCGUUGUCGGAUUCUCGGCCGAUGGCCAGGCUUUGAAAGAGCGGCUCGAUGCGAUUGUUAAGAUGUAUGAGUACCACCAUGGAAAGCGGAUGUCCGUCAAGGCAUGCGCCCAGCGCUUAUCGACCAUCUUAUACUCGAAACGAUUCUUUCCUUACUACGUUCAUGCGAUCUUAGGUGGCCUAGAUGAAGACGGCAAAGGUGCUCUCUAUAGUUAUGAUCCUGUUGGCUCUUAUGAACGAGAGUACUGUCGGGCGGCAGGCGCUGCUGCUAGCUUGAUUAUGCCUUUCCUGGACAAUCAAGUGAACCUUAAGAACCAGUACGUUAAAAGUGCUGAACACGGUGGUGAGCUGGUUCAGAGGACACCGGAGCCUCUGUCUCGAGCUACUGCUCUGGAACUGGUUCGCGAUGCCUUUACCAGCGCUGUGGAGAGGCACAUCGAAGUUGGCGAUGGGCUGCAAACGAUGAUUAUUACGGCGGACGGAAUAGAAGAAGUGAUUACCCCGCUGAAGCAGGACUAGAGUUGAGUUAUGGCGUCAAGGUAUUGGGAUGGCUCUUAGAUUCUUUGAGAUGAUUAUCA